Molecule: messenger RNA, 6590 nt
Organism: Nothobranchius furzeri (turquoise killifish)
Lineage: Eukaryota; Metazoa; Chordata; Actinopteri; Cyprinodontiformes; Nothobranchiidae
Source: RefSeq, a predicted model, not a curated record
ACUUGCUAACGUCGUUAAGCUAAGCUAACAUAAAUGUAUACUAUUUAGCGGCUCCGUUGUCUGGCAGCUAAAGCACUUUCCAGGUAAGCUUGGGAAGUUACCUCAGCGCCAGUGGUGCAAAACGUUUAGUUAGCGCUUUUCGUUAGCACGCAGCGAGCUGCUCGUAACCCGAAACAAAGGGGCGAUAUAGUAACUUAACACUGAGCUAAGUAGGCUUCGGUUAGCUGAGGGUGGCAGCAGCCAGCGGCGUGUUAAAGCCCCUCCACACAGCUCGCUGUUUCCAGUCCUCUGCUGACACUUUACACAGCGACACACAACAAACUUAACGCAGCACCGUCUCGUUUCACCCAAAUCAGGACUAUCUACGCACCUCUCGUUACAUUUCUAUGUUCGUUUUUAAUCGUGAGCUUCAACCCCAAGAGUGUCUGCGUUUAUCAAGCAGCCCGGUCAGGGCUGCUGCUUGACGAAACGUGGGGGCUCUCUCAUGAUCCCACCGUUCAUCUGAUGAACCCCCUUACCUCCAUGAAACCCUCCCUGCCUCCCACUCCACAAAGCACUGACAGCCCCUUCCUAAAUGAGCCAGUCUCCUGGCAACCAGGCACCAAUCAGCACGCACGUUCUCUCUCUGUAGUAACCACAGUGUGGGGCGUGACCAAUCCCACACACAGCCAGAGAGAAAAACUAUCCAUCCUUGCUACCACAUUUGCAGCACCACAUUAAAAAUUAACAUCUGCAUGCAGGUGUUUGGUGCACCCAUGGGCCCUGGUGAGAGCUCCGGUGGUCACAUGAUGCCUGGUGGCAGCCCUGGUAUGGGUGGUGGCAUGGGCUCCCAGUUCAUGGGCCAGCAGUCGUACGGAGACUCCAUGUCUAAAGGCUACAGCCAGCCAGUCAUGUACGGACGACCCACCGCUGCCUACAACACAGCAGCAGCCUACGGAGGAAGUUACUCUGGUAACAGUGGAAGUGCCGGUAUUGGUGUUCGCCCUCCGUCAGACUUCACCCAGGCUGCCGCUGCUGCCGUUGCAGCCGCUGCUGCCACAGCGACUGCCACAGCCACUGCAACUGUUGCAGCAAUACAAGAAAAACAAAACCAGGAGCUGAGCUACAGUCAGAUGGGAGGAGCAUCGUCAUACGGCACCCAGUUUUUAUCUCAUUCAGGCCCUCGGGGCCCCCCAGGGAUGAACCCCGGUGGGAUGGUCCCCUCCAGACCUGGACCUCCACCUUCCACAGGAGGCAUGUAUUCAUCUCACCCUGCGCAGGCUCAGAGGAUGCCUCAGCACGGAGGAUAUCCAGCCGGACAACAGGGCCUCAAACGGCCAUUUCAUUCUGAGGGUUUUCCAGGGCAACAGUACAGUUCUGGAGGGAUGCCUGCCUUCUCCAGCCAACCUCUGCAGUACCCUACCAACCCUCAGCAGAGAUGUGCCCCGUCACCCUCUUACCCUUCCAGUCGGAUGCCCCACAUGGGACAGUACACCUCUGGGUCACACAACCCAGCUCAGUUCCCUCCUGGUGCUGGCCAGCCCAACCCUCCACAGUAUUAUAAGUCUGAGCCUUUCAAUGGUCAGGGCAGUCUGCCUUCCGCAGCACCUGGGGGAUACAAUGCCUUCACGCAGGCUGCGGUGAACGGGCCAGGUAGAGGUGGAGUGAUGCCGGGGUAUCCCACCUCACCAAUGGGAGGGAAUCCCACACCGCCCAUGACCCCUGGCAGCUCCAUUCCCCCCUACUUGUCCCCAGGUCAGGAUACUAAGCCACCCUACAUUCCACUGGAUACCAAACCCAACAUCAGCAACCAGCAGCCUCCAACGGGUAAUCCCAGUGAUGAUCUGCGUCUGACGUUCCCGGUACGAGACGGCGUCGUGUUGGAGCCGUUCAGACUGGAGCACAACCUGGCUGUCAGUAACCAUGCCUUCCAACUGCGAGAGUCAGUCUACAAGACACUAAUAAUGAGACCAGAUUUGGAGCUGCAAUUUAAAUGUUACCACCAUGAAGACAGACAGAUGAACACGAACUGGCCCGCCUCAGUGCAGGUCAGUGUUAACGCGACUCCUCUGUCCAUUGAAAGAGGCGACAACAAGACCUCUCACAAACCUCUGUACCUAAAGCAAGUGUGUCAGCCAGGACGCAACACGGUGCAGAUCACUGUGACAGCGUGCUGCUGUUCUCACCUGUUUGUGCUGCAGUUGGUGCACCGGCCCUCUGUCAGGUCUGUCCUGCAGGGUUUGAUGAAAAAGAGGCUGCUGCCGGCCGAGCACUGCAUCACCAAGAUAAAGAGAAAUUUCAGCAGCGGGACAAUCCCUGGAACGCCGGGCCUGAACGGAGAGGAUGGGGUGGAGCAGACGGCGAUCAAAGUGUCCCUCAAAUGCCCGAUUACGUUCAGGCGGAUCCAGCUGCCAGCCCGAGGUCAUGACUGUAGGCACAUACAGUGUUUUGACCUGGAGUCCUACCUGCAGUUGAACUGUGAAAGAGGGACGUGGAGAUGUCCUGUGUGCAACAAAACAGCUUUGCUAGAAGGCCUGGAGGUGGACCAGUACAUGCUCGGGAUCCUUGUCUACAUCCAGAAUUCUGACUAUGAGGAGAUCACCAUAGACCCGGUGUGCGGCUGGAGGCCAGUACCCGUCAAGCCUGACAUUCACAUAAAGGAAGAGCCUGAUGGUCCGGUCCUGAAACGUUGCCGCACAGUCAGCCCAAGUCACAUGGUCCUGCCCAAUGUGAUGGAAAUGAUCGCGGCUCUGGGCCCAACGUCGUCUCCCUACCAGAGUCUGACCGGGGGAGGCAGGAACACACCCGACUACAGCAGGACAGGGUUCUCCAGCCAAUCAGGAUUCACGGAUUUCCCCAACACUCCUGGGACCCCCACACUCGGAGAGUACACCCCUUCUGGACCACCACCCCCUGUCUCCUAUCAGUCAGAGCAGACGGGUCAUCCUGGAGGAAUCGAACACUCACACAACAUCCUCCAGCAGCAUGCUUCAGGUGUCCACGGCAACCAGAGUCUCAGUGACGCCAGCAGCCCACUGCCUCAAAGGAGCUCCAGUACCCAGAAUUCGCGACUGCAGGGUGACAGCUCCUUUGGUUUGGGCGGUCCAGGAGAGGCGGCCGAUCACACUCUAGAUCUUCUUCCUGAGCUGACGAACCCAGACGAGCUGCUGUCGUACCUGGGGCCACCUGACCUCCCCAACAACAGCAACGAUGACCUGCUGGCGCUGUUUGAGAACAACUGAUGUGAACUUCACCUUCCAGAACCAGCCUUCAGCUUGCUGUCAUGGAGCCCGCUUGGGUUAAAGGCCGCCUCGGCUCUGUUUGCACCCACUUCUGCGCGUGUGUGUGUGUGUGUGUGUGUGUGUGUGUGUGUGUGUGUGUGUGUGUGUGUGUGUGUGUGUGUGUGUGUGUGUGUGUGUGUGUGUGUGUGUGUGUGUGUGUGUGUGUGUGUGUGUGUGUGUGUGUGUGUGUGACACAGCGUUUGUGUUUUGUUUCUUGUCUUUCUUGGGUGUCCAACUGCGCUCUAAUCUAUUCAGUUUAGUGGUGAGGUGCACCAUGGAGCGCUGUAGGACUCUGGUGAGUGUGAAGGACUGAACCACGUGGACUCUGAAGGCAUCAGACCAGCAUUUUACUCUAUAGCACAAGUCACUGGUGGGAGGGGUUCAUUCAUGGGGAAGUCCAGCUAAAGGAUGCAUACUCGUGCAGCAUCAGCCAGAACUUUUGUAUAGAUUUGCCCAUGUUAGACAGAGGUACAAUUUUGAUACAUGAGAAUUUUUUCCUCAGUUGCUUUGAGUCCAGACAGCAGAACGUUGUUCUCAUCUUGUAUGUUCCAGUUUUAUGCUUCCAUCCUGUGCUCCAACUGUCAUGUGAAGAAGUGGUUUUAUUAUUUCUAGUUAAUCUGAUCAGAAGCCUCCACAGUAAAGGUUUUCUCUCACUGCGGCGUGUUUACCUGCGUCGACAUAAAGAAGAAUAUUCAGCUGUAAAGCAUCUUUGUUGAGCUUCGGUUCUUGUUCCACAUGCUGCCUUUGAAGUUGUCUUUUUGUAAUCCCCUUUGAUAUGAAAGUGUUUUUAACAGGAUGCUUAUUAGUUUGGAAGUUAAUCUACAUGAUCUCUUUCAUCUGGAUUUUCCAGACCAUGACUGUAAGCAUAAGAACAUCAAAACCAACAGUGUUUGUCCAUCCCUCCAAACAGAAAUCACUUACGUGAAUCAGUGUUUUCCUAAAAGUAGCUCAAAGAGGAGGAGGAGCUGCGUAUGUUUCUGUUUUGGGCAGAGCUGUUUAGCGGAAAAUAAUUUAUAUCUGUUAAAUGUGGUGAUGAUAUACAGAUUAUGUCAGUAUUUUUACAAAUAUUUAUUGUUUUAACUGUUAAGUCGUGUUCCAGGGUUUCAACGCAAGCAUCCGUUUCUGCCUUUAGUGUUGACAAGAAGGAAAUAACGGCUGUUUGUCUCAACAAACUGAACGACAACGUCUAAGCUGUUAGUCAUCGAUUAAUGCACCAUAAAACGUUCCAGGUUUCCUCCCAGGAAGUGAUGUAAACUUCAGAGUCUGUAGUGUCUCAUAAACUCAUCAUAAAUCCACUUGUUUUCACUUAAAGUUGUUGCUUUUGGGCUGUUUUAAUUCAAUUUUAAUUAUAUAGGCAACCCCCUUAACUAGAAAUGUAGCCAGUGGUGGUGUAACAGUAUUAAUUUAGCUUUGAAGCAUGUUUCUAUAAAUGUAGUUGACAUGUUGUCCAGUUUGGUGUUUAGCGACAGAUGAAAACACACUUUGAGCUUUUAGGGAGUGAUGCACGGUUCACAGAUUGUAUAUAAAACAUGGAUGUAGCAGCUAAUCUUACAACAUUAUGACCAGUUUUUUGCUGCAAAUUUUAAGAUGAAGUCAGACUGAUAUUUACACUUUAGUUGUACAACUUUUAAAGGUGUGGUUCACUGGGGAAAAAAUAUUUUUAAUGUUUAUUUCUGAUUAUAAUUGGUCACUCUGAGUUUUUCACUCAGGCUGAACAUGAAAAUAGUCUCCUACACCUAUCUCCUACAUUAGUUUCUGAUAGAAAAUAGAUGGUGAAACUCUAGGAUUAGAAAAUCCUGACAGAUCUACGUCACACUGUCACUUAACAUUCAGGGACUCACCCAUCUUGGUUCAUGACAGGUAAGGCUGUUUUUGGUUUAGCGUCCAGGAAACAGAGAAUAUCUCAAUUAGUAGAAGCUAACCAUUAGCAUCUCCACCACACAGCAGAACUCCUCCAGGCUUGUGUCAUUAGUGGAGAUAAAAUAUCAAUGUUGCAGAGUCAGUGGUAGAGUUGCAUUGCUGUUUCCAAUCAGAUGUCAAAAUAAGACUCCAAAUCCUGUCGUCUAAAGCUCUCGUCUGAUCUGGCCCAUUUCUAGUUCCUGAAGCAGGUGCACCAGGGCUUUUUUCCACUGAGUACAACUUAAAAGGCAUUCAUUCCUACUAGGGACCACAGCAAAUCUGUUGAUUAAACAAGUGUUCCACACCUUUAAAAUUUUCAGUUUUUAGAUGUUUUAUUUUAAAAAUUAUUCUAAAUGAAAAGGUGGUUUUAUGUAUCACACCUAUCAACCAAACUUACAACUUGAGGCUUGAAGUUUGACAAACCAGCAGGUGACAUCCUGGUGGAUUCCUCCAGUUUUGUAAAUAUGACCAAUGGGAAGAACAUUUUGUGUUUUACAGAAAAUGUUUCAUGUUUCCUAAGCAAAGUCUUCAGAUCCGUUCCCAUAAGGUUCUUGUCAACGGGACACAUUCAUUGUUGGUUUUGGCAUUUUUAUGAGAAAUGCUGGAAUGGAAAAAUAAAGAAGUCGUAUUGUAAACGAUGAGGAAGAUGUGGAACAUGAACAGUAGUCUUGACAGGAUGUGAGAAUGGACAGUCAACGAAAGGCCCAUAUGUACAGCUGAGAGAUUCAUUGUGUCAACAACAUGAUACAGCACUGUGAAAUCCCCCAUUCACCACCACCACCACCCUCUGCCUGGGUGGUUUCUGUAAAUGAGCUGUGUGUCAUGGUGUCCUCUGCUGUGGGGAAGCUUUUAUGUUUUGAAACUUUUCAACAUGUUUAACCCAACCUGACACGGGUUUAUGUACUGUAUAAUCAGCUGUUUUCAUUAGAGAACGUGUGUGAAUCGAUUGUUAAUCAUGGUAACUUUAAUGUCAUUAGUUGGAUAAUGGGUCAUUUUUGGCACUGUAUUCAUUUCUGUAUGUUGGAAAGCUAUAAAGCAGUGGUAAAAUAAUGUCUACAUCAUAUAAACAAACCUGAAUCAGCUGACAGGCACGUAGGGAAGAGAUGCUAAAGUCGGGUUUUACUACCACUUUAACGCUGAUGUUUUUUAUUAUGAUGGAUUUUUGGACUCCACCCUCAACAAUGAAACAUGCUCUUUGCCAGUAUAAGCAACACAAAGUGUUUUAUUAGAAAAUUAUGAACUAUUUAACUGCAAAAUUGUUAGAUGGUGAGGAAAAAAGUUUUUUAAUAUGUAAACAGCUUCAUAUAUUUUGUAAUUCAUUGUAAUUGACAUAAUUUUCUAUUUAUUUUGUAAUCAUAAUCAUCAUUGUACCCACAUUUAUUUGGUCCUCUCCUGAAUCUAAAUUAAAGUCACUUUAUUUGACAAAAUGAA